Molecule: messenger RNA, 517 nt
Organism: Chelonoidis abingdonii (Abingdon island giant tortoise)
Lineage: Eukaryota; Metazoa; Chordata; Testudines; Testudinidae
Source: RefSeq, a predicted model, not a curated record
AAGGCAGCAUCUACACAUAACCACUUUAACAAAGUUAACGACCUAUGACUAAAUUCAGAGUAUUGGCCUAUCUGCAGCACCUGCAUCCCCUUGUAUUUCACAGCAAAAUCAGCACGCUACUGGGGGUCUACAACACUGAAAUAGAUGAACCAGGGAGGCAGAAGAUCUUGGUAUAUCGUCAAAUCUCCCACCCAAAAUUUAAUGAUGCCUCGCUUGAAAAUGACCUCAUGCUGCUGCAGCUGAGGGACAAGGCUGAGCUGACCCAGACUGUGGGCAUCAUCCUCCUGUCCCAGAAGAAGAUGAAGAAGGGGGCAGUGUGCAGCGUAGCUGGCUGGGCCCAGACCAGUAUCAAAACAAACGCCCAGCCCUCCCCAACCCUGCAGGAGGUGGAACUGAUGACCAUAGGCAGGUGCAUGUAUCUGUCUCAGCCCAUUCUGCACUAUGUCCCGUCCAGGAUGCUGUGAGUGGGGGACCCCCAGGACAGGAAGGCACCAUUCCUGUUGGCCUGCGAUGCGUC